AUGAGAUCUGGCUAUAUUAAAAUUCAAAAUUUUUAUCUUCCAGCACACGCUCUCGGCUUUUUCCACGAACAAUCCCGGUGGGAUCGAGAUGAUUUUGUUGAAAUUCAAUUUGCCAACAUACUCCCCGGGUUUUUAAACCAAUUCCUCAAAUUUUCCUCUUCAUUAACCACAACAUUUGGAAUUAAAUAUGAUUUGGGUUCUGUGAUGCAUUACGAUGCUUUUGGAUAUGCUAAGGAAGGAAUGGCUACGAUACUUACUAAGGAUGUAAAUUAUCAGGAGACUAUAGGCCAACGUUUUCGUUUGUCAUUUGAUGAUGUUAGGAAGAUGAAUUUUGCUUAUUGCAAUGGUUAG
Messenger RNA from Meloidogyne enterolobii, 351 nucleotides. Lineage: Eukaryota; Metazoa; Nematoda; Chromadorea; Rhabditida; Meloidogynidae. The record is from the annotation of a GenBank genome assembly.